GACUCAGCUCAAACCAAGUGGAAGAUUGGGCAGCAAAUAAAAGAGAAAACGAGAAAAAGGACGACGACGGACACAUGACGGGGCAGUUGCUGCGCCUCCUCCUACGACUUCUUCGCCACCGCCAGGACCAAUUUGUGAAAUUUAUUAGAGAAAGAUUUUUGGAUGUGAUGCAUAGUUAAUAGCUUCUGUACCUAUCCUUUCAUCAAAAUGGCCGGUUAUUCGACUUCAGUAUCUACUGAAGAUCAAGUCCCGAAUAACCGAGAUGAUCUUCCUCAGUAUGGCAACUUGCCUAAAAUAUCCGAGCAAAGCCCUUUGCCACAUGAGAAUGAGGUGGCGGAAGAGGACAAAGAGGGGGAUUGUAAUGGCUAUGAGAAUCUGCAUGAAGAAGAUGACGAGGAUGAAGAUGCAGAUUUCAAUCCUUUCCUCAAAGAAACUAAUUCUGCUGAAGCUUCUUCAAGCCUGAGUUCUGAAGUUGAAGACUUCGAUACGGAUAUUGCUGAUAGUAGCGAAAGACCUUCUCCAAUCUUUGAAUCCAAGGAAAACCCCAGAGACGCUGCGAAAGAUUGCCAUACUAGUGGAAAUGCUAAGCAUGGUGAAGAGACAGUAAUGCAAAACUCAGUUUCUUCUGGAGAAGUAUGUGGAAAGAAGGCUGACAUAACUCAUCCUACAAAUGAGAAAGAUUCAGUAUUUUGUGCUGAAUCUGAAAAGGUAUUGCUCUGUGACAAGGAGAAUGGGUCGACCAGCCAGACAGAUGUGAACAGUGCCACACAUUCCAGGAAGCCAAUGGUGGAUAUGGAUACUGAGGGUGCCAUCUGUAUGCGGACAAGGGCUCGUUAUUCUCUUGCAAGUUUCACUCUUGAUGAACUUGAAACUUUUCUUCAAGAAACUGAUGAUGAGGAUGAUCUUCAAAAUGUCGAUGAUGAAGAGGAAUACAGAAAAUUCCUGGCAGCUGUUUUAAGAGGUGAUGAUUCCCAGAAUUUACAAGAGAAUGCAAAUGUUGAUGAUGAAGAUGAAGAAAACGAUGCUGACUUUGAGCUUGAACUUGAAGAGGCACUGGAAAGUGAACCUGAAGAGAUUGAAGAACGGCGAAUGACUAGGCGAAAUAGACGCCAAAAAGCUUCUCUUGAGCACAGCAAGAAGAUUUCAGGACAGUUGAACAGACCACUGCGGCCCCUCUUGCCAUUUACGUCAAUUGGAUCUUUUUCAGCUUUUGAUGGGAAACAUCUCACCCAGAACAUUGCUCCAUCCUAUGUGCCUCCUGUAAAUAAUGGCUUGACCUGUGGAUUUACUCCACAUCAGAUAGGGCAGUUGCAUUGUCUGAUUCACGAGCAUGUACAACUACUUAUUCAGGUGUUCUCUAUCUGUGUUCUUGAGCCUGUUAAAAGUCAUAUUGGUGCUCAAGUUAAGGAAUUAAUUGUUGAGAUGCUUAGAAAACGCGAUCAAGUAUUGACAUGGAGAACGGUUCCAUAUCCGAGCUUUUGCUUCUUACCUCCAUAUGUUCAUCCAUCAGUCCCCGAUGAGCUUCAGAAAAUGUUGCCACCGAAUGACAGCAAUAAAAGUGCAGAGCAAAUGUCUGAUGGAAGACACAAGCAUCUACCUGAUGAGCAGGCACGCACUUCUCAGGCUCUGGAAUGCACCUCAUGGGUGCCUUACAUUUGUGGUCCUGUGCUGUCUGUCAUAGAUGUAGCUCCACUCAGAUUAGUUGAAAACUAUAUAGAUGAUGUUACUUCUGCCCUCCGAACAUAUGAACGGUAUCAAAUUGAACUUGGUUUUGAGAAUCACUGUCAAAAGGAACCGUUGUUUCCUCUUCAUAAUUCUCCAUGUUCUGCUGAAUCCGAUGUUCAAGGGGAACUGGAAAACACUCCCCCAGAUUCCAGUGCAGUGCUUUCUUCUUCAUCCAGCAAUCAAAUGCCCAAGAAGACAAUGGCUGCAACUCUGCUUGAAAAAGCUAAAAGUCAGUCUGUUGCUCUUGUUCCCAAGGAGAUUGCUAAAUUAGCUCAGAGGUUUUGGCCCUUAUUCAAUCCUGUCCUUUAUCCUCACAAGCCACCUCCUGCUCCGCUUGCUAAUCGGGUGCUUUUUACUGAUGCAGAGGAUGAAUUAUUAGCAUUGGGGUUGAUGGAAUAUAAUACUGACUGGAAGGCCAUACAGCAACGAUUUCUUCCUUGCAAAUCUAGGCAUCAGAUAUUUGUGAGGCAGAAGAAUCGUGCAUCAUCAAAAGCGCCGGAAAAUCCCAUAAAGGCUGUACGGAGGAUGAAAAACUCCCCCUUGACUUCUGAGGAGAUUGCACGUAUUGAACUGGGGUUGAAAAAGUUUAAGCUCGACUGGAUAUCAAUAUGGAGAUUUUUCGUUCCUUAUAGAGAUCCUUCUUUGCUUCCAAGGCAGUGGCGCAUUGCUUCUGGCACACAAAAAUCAUAUAAAUCUGAUGAAAACAAGAAAGCGAAGCGACGCUUAUAUGAACUAAAAAGAAAAACUAGCAAGCCUUCUCCAUCAAAUUGGCAGUCGUCAUCCGAAAAAGAGGGCGAUAGCACCGAUAAUGCCGUUGAAGAUAAUAAUAGUGGAGAUAAUCACAUGGACAAGGAAGAUGAAGCAUAUGUUCACGAGGCAUUUUUGGCAGAUUGGAGACCGGAUAAUAACAUUUCUUCCAGUUUCUCCAGUCAUCCGCCCUCUCAGGAGGGCUUUCAAGCCAGAGAACAAAAUGAUUCUUCUGGAUCUAGGGAUGUCCUACCCCAAUACUGUUCCAAGUCUUCAGCUACCAUAAGGCCGGCCCAUUCUCAAGUAGUCCUGCGGCCAUAUCGAGCUCGUAGACCAAAUAGUGCACGCCUGGUGAAAUUAGCUCCUGAUUUGCCUCCCGUAAAUCUUCCUCCAUCAGUUCGGGUUAUGUCGCAGUCAGCCUUCAAAAGCUCCCAGGCAGCCGCCACAGCAAAGGUUCCUGGAAUUGCUUCGAGAAUUGGUGGUAUGGUGGCAGAAAAUCGAGGUCCACAUGCUGGAACCACCACGAAGUCAGUAGUUGGCUCUUCUGUGACAUCUGGACUGAGUAGGAAUAACUAUCUCAAUAUAACUGCUCCUUCUCAGCACGCAAAUCAGUCUGAGGUCUUAAUUGAGAAUUGUGUAGCGGAGAGAGGUGACUCUGAUCUCCAGAUGCAUCCUUUAUUAUUUCAGGCGCCUCAAGGUGGUCAUUUGCCUUACAAUCCAAUGAACUUCAGUACCAGCACGUCUAGUUGUUUUACUUACUUGCCGGGGAAGCAACCACAACUCAGUCUGAGUCUUUUUCAUAAUCCUCGGCAUAUAAGAGAUGCUGUGAACUUUCUUAGCAAGUCAUCUAAAACUCCAGAAAAAAAGGCGUCAUCUUUUGGCGUGCACUUUCAUCCACUUUUACAAAGGGCUGAUGAUAUGGAGACAGACUCCGUGGCUGCACAUCCUGAUGUAAGGAGUCCGUCUGGUGCAUUAUCAAGGAAAAGACAAACUUUAAUUCAAAAUCAUUGUUCCUCCUCAAGUAAGACAGCCAUAGAUGGGAGUUCAAGUGCUUCAGAUACAAAAGGGGCAAGCCUUAGUGGAAAGGUUAAUGAACUGGACUUAAACAUUCGCCUGACUUUCACAUCGAAGAACCAAGAAGGUGUUGGGAGCAGAAAUCUUACUCCAUGUAGUGCUGGAAGAUCCCUAAGCACUCCUGUGUCUGGAAUCAUAGAAUCUGAAAGUGCAAAAGAUUCUAACAAGAAGAGAAAUUCAGGCCCGGAUGGGGUCGGUGAGGAGCAUGAGUCAGGUGUCUUUGCACUGGUUACAUCCAGAAACAAAGGAAGUAAUAAAGUCUCUGAUGACAUGCGGGAUGAGUCCAUUCAUGAAAUUAUAAUGGAACAGGAAGAGUUGAGUGACUCUGAAGAAGAAUUUGGGGAAAAUGUUGAGUUUGAGCGUGAGGAGAUGGCUGAUUCGGAAGGAGAAAGUACAUCUGACUCAGAACAAUAUGUCAACAUACCAAAUGAGGAAGUGCAGCUGGAUGAAAUGGAUGCAGAUAUUGAUAAUUGUCGGGAGGUAAAUAGCCAGGACAGCCGUGUAGGCAAUACAUGUAGCACAUCAGAUGGGCGCUUGGUUGGAUUGGAGUUGGCUGACAGAAGGGUUAAUAUCAAGCCCAAUGUUCCAUCUUUGAAUCUGAAUUCCUGCCCUCCAAUUUCCCCACAUUCGAACCCCAAGAAAGGUGUGGGCGGGUAUGAAUUUGGACCUUUUGGUACAACUGGAACAUUUAUCCAGAAUCAACUUCCUGUUGGUUCAAAAAGAUCUAGCAAGCAUAUAAAACCAGGUGCAGGUCAUAUGCAGAAGCGUGCUAAGGAUGCACCAGAUAAUACCGGUCCAAGUUCUGGUGACGUCUUACCAAGAAACUCCAGAAAACGUGUCUGCCGAUCAAAUUCUACUUCAAGCAGUGGUGUGUCUGGAAAAGGAAAUCCAAGUCCGAAUAUGGACACAAGUACAGAAAAGUUGAACGUUAAUACAGAUGAAUUCGGUUAGGUGAUACACAUUUAUAACUAAUAGUAUGUGAAGGAUCAGGUUAAGGACUGCUGCAAAUAGUCAUUUAGACCUUUGUACUUAAGAUUGACAAAAUCAUCAACUUACAUCGUGCUUUGCCAUUGUUGAACAGAGGGGAAAAGGGAAGGUUACGUCUUUGCGCUUCUUGGAAUGGGGAAAGAGAAAAAGAAAUUAAAAAUGUGCAUAUCUGGGUAGUAUAGAGUUUUAAAUUGUAAUUAUCUGAGUUUAUUGAUUAUUUUUUGUCAUAUUUAAUUACUCGAACGUCUCU
This is a messenger RNA of Sesamum indicum (sesame), 4783 nucleotides long. It is a transcript of the gene DUO3, whose product is annotated as Homeodomain-like superfamily protein. Gene Ontology annotation, biological process: regulation of DNA-templated transcription. The record is from RefSeq and is a predicted model, not a curated record. Lineage: Eukaryota; Viridiplantae; Streptophyta; Magnoliopsida; Lamiales; Pedaliaceae. Gene Ontology annotation, molecular function: transcription coregulator activity. Gene Ontology annotation, cellular component: nucleus.